AUGAUAAAACGAGAAGCCCGCUUCAUGCAGCAUUCGCAAGCAGCUGCCGAGUUCGACGAAGGCCGUGCUUGCCCAGGAAGACGUCAGGAAGAGGAGGUUCAACAGGCCAAAGCUCGACGAGUCGUCGACCAGGCGUACGGAGCGCUGAAGCAGCGUUUCUGCAUACUGUACAACAUCACCCGCAUUCAGCCUCCGAAGCUCCAGAAGGUAGUGAAGGCCUGCGUCAUUCUCUACAACGUCGGCAUCUACCUGGGAAGCACAGAGGACAGCCCCUGUCGCCCGUUCGCCGCGGUUGGAUGA
Messenger RNA from Cylicocyclus nassatus, 300 nucleotides. Lineage: Eukaryota; Metazoa; Nematoda; Chromadorea; Rhabditida; Strongylidae. The record is from the annotation of a GenBank genome assembly.